CAGCUUUAUAAAUACAGCGCCAUGAGAAAUCAGAAUUGUGGUGUGCAAAAACCUUCGUAUUUUAACGUCUCCGUCAGACCAGCAGUAAUAUCUACGCACAUUUGAGAACCCAAGGCGAGGACAAAAUUCUCUCUCUCGCGGAAUAAAAUGACUAUGUCCGUCCCGGAAAAAAAUUCGGGCUCGGAGGAAAAAGAGGAAGAGAGCGAAGAUGAGAGUGAAAUCCUAGAGGAGAGCCCAUGCGGUCGGUGGCAGAAGCGAAAAGAGCAGGUGAGUCAGGGAAAUGUCCCUGGCAUUGAGAGUGCGUCUCUAGCCAUGGACACCGAAGAGGGUGUGGAGGUGGUGUGGAAUGAGGUGCUUUUCACUGAUAAGAAGGUCUUCAAGUCAUUGGAGGACAAGAUAAAGGAGAUGUUUGAAAAUUUGAUGCAAGUUGACCAUCCCAAUAUCGUCAAGUUUCACAAAUACUGGGUAGACAUGAAAGAGAACCGGGCCCGGGUCGUUUUCAUCACUGAGUACAUGUCCUCAGGCAGUCUUAAACAGUUCCUUAAGAAGACCAAGAAAAACCACAAAACCAUGAACGUCAAGGCCUGGAAACGAUGGUGCACACAAAUUCUUUCUGCACUAAACUAUCUGCACUCAUGUGACCCUCCGAUCAUCCAUGGAAACCUGACCUGUGAGACCAUCUUCAUUCAGCACAACGGACUGAUCAAGAUCGGAUCAGUGUGGCACCGAUUGUUUGCGAAUGUCUUCCCUGAGGCUGGGGUACAUGGGAAAGCUCGCCACCAGCGAACAGAAAAGAGGAACUUGCAUUACCUCUCUCCAGAAUAUGGCUCCUGCCAAGAUGACUAUGCUAUAGAUAUCUUCUCCUUUGGAAUAUGCGCCCUGGAGAUGGCCGUAUUGGAGAUCCAGGCCAAUGGUGAUGCUAUUGUGUCUAAGGAGGCCAUAACCAGUGCAGGGCAGUCACUGGAGGAUCCCCUCAUGAGAGAGUUCACUCAGUCGUGUGUGCGUCACGACGCCAGGCUGCGGCCCACAGCUCAUGACCUGCUGUUCCACCGUGUCCUGUUUGAGGUUCACUCUCUAAAGCUGCUGGCCGCCCACUGCCUCAUCAACAACCAGUACCUGCUCCCAGAGAACUGUGUGGAGGAGAAGACAAAAUCCUUUGACCCCAAUGCCAUCAUGGCUGAGAUUUCUCAUGGAGAUCGGCCUGGAGUACAGAUUAAGUACUCUAAUGUGUCCCCUCUGGAGCUUGACAAGUUUCUGGAAGAUGUCAAAAAUGGAAUCUAUCCCCUGAUGAAUUUUGCCUCAGCCCGACCCCACCCUGUAGCCCGAGCCCUGUCUGUGACCCAGGAACAAGUAGAGACUGUGAAGACCCCCACACCUGAACCCCAGGAGACAGAAACCAGGAAGGUGAUACAGAUGCAUUGUAACCUGGAGUCUAAUGAGGAGGGAACCAAAACCCAUCUCUCCCUGCUUCUCAAGAUGGACGACAAGCUCCACCGGCAGCUCAGCUGUGACAUCCUGCCAACUGACAGUUCCAAAGACCUGGUCAGUGAAUUGGUUCACUACGCCUUCAUCAGUGAGGAGGAUAGUGAGAAGAUGGUGGUGUUCCUGGAGGAGGCUUUGAGUAGGCACCGCAGGGAGCUCUCCGCGGCCACACAGUGAGAAGGCAUCUCAGUGGUCAGCACAGCAGAUGCUUCUACACAGACGGAAGCUGAAACGUCCAGAACACAGAUCUAGAAGGAUAAAAGAUUGGGAUUGGACAGCCAGGAUGAGCGAUCAGGGGUGAAAGGUGUGAUCUGAAGGGGGUGAAAGGUGUGAUCUGAAGGGGGCGAAAGGUGUGAUGGGGGUGGAGAUCUGUAUGUGGACUGGCAUGGGAUUUGGAAGCCUAUGAGACCAUGGAACAAUCAAAGUUAUUGAGUACCAGAGGAACCUUCCUUAGACGGCUGUGUUCCAGCUUCUCGUCAGGAAGAAGGACGUUACCCGUAUCUCCGUCCUUUGGGUGGAGGUAUGACUGGCCAGGGGUCAUAAAGCAAGGAGAAAUCUCAAAAUUGUGACACAUUGAACAGGUUUAAAACUGAAGGAGCUGUCUCUAACCCUGACAGCAAUGUGAAAAUAUUUUGACUCUCACAGAUUUUCAGU
Messenger RNA from Chanos chanos (milkfish), 2136 nucleotides. It is a transcript of the gene nrbp2b, whose product is annotated as nuclear receptor binding protein 2b. The record is from RefSeq and is a predicted model, not a curated record. Gene Ontology annotation, biological process: protein phosphorylation. The coding region runs from base 148 to 1659 and encodes 503 amino acids. Gene Ontology annotation, molecular function: protein kinase activity; ATP binding. The transcript has 19 exons. NCBI's taxonomy places the organism in Eukaryota, Metazoa, Chordata, Actinopteri, Gonorynchiformes, Chanidae.